AUGCCUCCCAAGCCAGGAAGCCAAGCCAGGCAGGACACUGCCCCUCUCCCUCGCAAGAAAGUGCCUGUAAUGUCGCCAAAUUUCGUGGUAUGGGGAAUUGGGCUGAUGGACAAGUUUUGGCCGCACGGACAGGCACCGGCAUAUAAGGGGAAAAAACAACGCCCCCGUACGUUCGUAACCAGUGAUCAAGGUAAUUCAGCAUUGGAGAUCACGGGCAAUCCUAGCGAAAUCAGCCGCCUCAAACGCUUGGACCGUCCCACAACAUUCUUCCAAGAAGACACAGGCGACAUCACCCUCUACUUUGAUGACGACGAGAACAGCAUCGAUGACGAGGAUGACGACGACGAGGAAAUAGAAGUCUCACCGUUAGUGUACCCUUCAAAGCAUUUAUGCCUCCUUCGCCAAGUGCCAGACAAGAAACUUCUACAUCUCCUUGAUGUCGCUCACCGAUGGAUCGGGCGAGGCCGAGAAUUCCCCAAGCUGCCGCUGCCUCAGGAUCUGGACAGCCUUUGCAUGUCAGUUUUGACCUAUCCAGAGGGACGGAUAGCACCGCUGGUCCCUGCCUACAAUAUCUCCGUUGUCGAUCUACUUAAAUUCGACCUUCCACAAAUCGCCGAUUGGCCUCCCGAAUGCGGGCUCUCCUAUGAUCCAAGCGCUCCCAAUCGCAAGUUGAAACCUCGCGACCCCAUUCCUCCCCACGAGUUAGUAAUAGGCCUUCGUGAAAGCUUUGGACAGGAGCUGUUGAAUGGGAUGCGAUCCAUUCGUGAUCCUCGUACACACACUACCCUACUACCUAUGUGGGUCGUGCGAUUCUGGCAGGUGAUGCACGAGAUCCAUCGCGCGAGGUCUCAAUGGGCGAAAGGAAAGGCAUGGCUACAGAGCAAACAGGAAGGGGAUGAUGCGGAACACUACCGCACGGUAGCGAGGCAGCUGGACGUUCUCCCAUGGAAUGGGCCAAUACAUGGCCAAGCGUCUGCCAUUGGGAGAACAACCUUGCCCUUAGUAAACUUUUUAUCUGAUAGGGCGUGGUUAUCUGAAGCUCUCGUCGACAUGAUGGUCACUUGCCUUGCCGCUCGCUUGCCUAACAAACGGCCCGACGUAGUGAUCGUGAACACCGGGUUUGCCGACGCCAUCCGCAGCGCCAAAAGCAUCACAUAUCAUGACCAGCCGCGCAGCUUCCUGCGCACUCUAGAACAUAGCGCGAAGACAUCAAGGUAUCUUUAUACCCCGAUCCAUGUCAGCAAUCACUACAUCGCGUUGGAAAUCGAUUUCGAAAAGCAAUCUUUCAGCUACGGGGACUCCCUUGAUGCGCACAUCGGAAUCCAGGAGAUCACUAACAAGCUGCAGUGGUGGUUCACGAAACGAUUCGGUGGGAGGUUUAAGAAUGCUGGAUAUGAGUUGCCGCACGGUCACCAGAACGACUCGGCUUCGUGCGGAUUGUUCGCCAUCAACACCAUCGAACACAACGUCUUUGGACAUCAGCUCGGCAUUCCUGACCCUGCCUACGAGAGAGCUAGAUGGUUCUUUCUGACAUCGGCGGAUCAGAUUGCUCAACCACCACUCCCGGUUGAGGUUAGUGACGAGGAAUUGGGACCAUCAGCGGGACCAUCAACACGGCGGGGGCGGCCUGAAGGGAAGGAGGCGGAGCAAUCUGUGAUAGAGACAAAGGUUCCAUACCACGAACGCCUCUGGAACUCUGAAGAAGGGCAUCGUGUACGUGCUAAGGAACUGCAGGCACAGGCAGAUUCAUUGGAGGCAUACCUCGAGGAAAAAAGGAAGGAAAAGGAGCUUGAACGAGUGAGGGAAGAGACGCAGCAAAACAUCGAAAUGGAUGAUGUUGUCGUGGACGCUGCCAUGUCCGGGUCCCCUGAGUAUCAGGCCAUGGAGGUACCUAACGCCUCAGAUCCACGUCCAACAUCCCCCGCGCGCUACACAUCCUCAUCUUUCAGGGACUAUACCUCUCGCGCACCAGCCUCUCCCCCUCAUGAUAGCGGGAGAUUGUCGUCAUACAGAGACUGGCCGUCACACAAUGCGGUGCCUCCUCGUCGCGGACGAUCGGCUUCUCCGGGACGAUCGGCUUCUCCGGUUUCAUCAGCUCGACACGGUCUGGUUAACAACGGCAUACUUGAACCGGAAGAAAACGCAUUUAACGCUUCAGGCCUUCAGAACGAAGACAGCGCACGACAAACAAGAACCUGUCAGAAUGAAGGAAAUGCAUGCCAAGCGGCAUGCCUUCACAGCAUCCCCGGGCCUUCAGUCCAAGUCUCGCCUCAAGAAGCGUGCCAAGCAUCAUGCCCUCAGAACCGUCCCGGGCCUUCAGCCGAACCUUCGCCUCCAGAGACUUCCUCACAAGCUCCUCACGGCUCCUCACCAUCGUCGCAUCACGUCAAUAUCACCGCGGUGGCUGUCUUCGACGGCAUACAUCCAGACCCCGCUGACACAGACAAGACUCGCUGGCUCAUCGAGCAAACCAAAUGCCUUGCCGAGUUUAAUUGCUCCAUAGCGGUUGACUUGCACCACGUUCAGCAUCCCUCGUAUCCGUCUCUGCCAGUGGUCUGCCGUGGUCGAUUAGCAAUUUCCAAGGCAACCGAACUCAGAGUCCGUCUGUGGAGAGCCCAGUACCCGGAUUUACCUCUGUGGUUUUGGGCUAUUGGCUGUCUCUCCAAAGGACUCGAUUGGAGAGUAUACGUCAGUCCAUACGACAUAGCCGUUCCUCGGCCUGCUGCUCCCGUUCCUCCCCCCAGUCAUCUCAAUGCCACACAUCCUCCCCUACUUUGGAACGCCCAUUCAACUCAGGAAUAUGAGACUAGGGUCAGGGCAAUGCUUUGUCUUCCUUUUGCUCGCCGCUUUCUUACUAUGGGCGGGAUUGCUUGGCGCAUUGCAUUGCACUACGGCCCGGAAAGCCUGUUUGCGGCCGCCCUCGCUGGGCCAUCCACGGACGCGUACUUGCACGACCGUGCGAAUCGCAUUGGCACCGAUAUUGACGACAGCGUCACGGACAGUGAUCUCGCCAUCCUCAUAGGCACCGCCAUCAAAGGCACUGAUGUCCGUACGUUAUGGCCUCCUGUGGAUGUCUUUAAUAGAAUGAAGAAGUGGCGAGGAGAGUGGUCUCACGAAUGGGAGACGUGGUUCCAAGGUCGUCUGCGGCUCAUCCAAUCUGGUAACCAUGAGUCCUUCCUCCUGCGCAAAAAGUGGGUUGGUUGGAAUCGACACUCUGUUGAAUCCCAUGCAGCUGGUUCAGACGGCCACGCAGCGGAUGUGUGUACAAAGGCAGAUCAGCUGCACCCACCCAUGGAAUUGUACACCACUUUAGUCUAG
This is a messenger RNA of Suillus paluster, 3318 nucleotides long. RefSeq lists its product as uncharacterized. Gene Ontology annotation, molecular function: cysteine-type peptidase activity. The record is from RefSeq and is a predicted model, not a curated record. Gene Ontology annotation, biological process: proteolysis. The transcript has 5 exons. Bases 1 to 3318 code for a protein of 1105 amino acids. Lineage: Eukaryota; Fungi; Basidiomycota; Agaricomycetes; Boletales; Suillaceae.